Messenger RNA from Cyclocybe aegerita, 864 nucleotides. Lineage: Eukaryota; Fungi; Basidiomycota; Agaricomycetes; Agaricales; Hemipholiotaceae. The record is from the annotation of a GenBank genome assembly.
AUGGCAAAGAUUCUUCUUGGGUGUCUGGUUGGGUGUCUUCCUUGUGCUGGCAUCACCGCCAUCCGAUCCCUUCUCGACUUCAUCUAUAUAGCUCAGUAUACAUCUCAUACUACAGAAACACUCCGUUAUCUUCAAGAUGCCCUUGACGAAUUUCAGGAGAACAAGCAGUUUUUUAUUGACACUGGUCUUUGGCAACACCUCAACAUUCCCAAGUUCCAUUCUCUUCUCCACUACAUCCAUUCCAUCAAGCUCUUUGGAACGACUGAUAAUUACAAUACUGAGAUGUUUGAGCGCCUUCACAUUGACUUUGCUAAACAUGGCUGGCAUGCCUCCAACAAGCGCGAUGAAUUCCCCCAGAUGAUUCGCUGGCUGAGUCGGCAAGAGAAGAUCUCUCAGCUUGCAACAUAUAUAUCUGCCCACUUUUCUGUACCUCAUCCCACACCGUCUCCACCAUCUUCUCCUGGUGCUAACUCAGAUGACUUACAUGAGGUUGAAUCUACAAUUACUAUUGCAAAGGAACCAAACUUCAAAAACCGCGCUCUUUCACAAAUUGAAGUUGUACACAAUGCUCCCAAUUUCUCCUACCAUCUCAAGCAAUACCUUGGUGGUCUUCUGGUGGCAAAUUCUUCUGCACCACGAAUGUCUGCUGCAAGAACUGCUCAGUUCUCACUGCCAUUCACCAAAGUCAGUACCUAUAAUAUGUUCCGCUUUCAACCUAAAGGAAUCCAGGAUGACGAGGAAGAGCAUGAUAUUAUCUGGGCAAUUCCACAAAGCAAGGGCUAUCCACAUGGACGAUAUGAUACAGCAGUAGUCUUGGUCAAUGAUGAAGCUCAAUCAACAGGGUUAGCUGGUAUGACAGUUUAA